AUGGUGAACUUUACCAGGUCAUUUGUGCUAUGUGCUUUGGGGCUCAACACCGUCGCAGCUGCCGCCUCCUACGGUCGGCUCAAGGUGUUCGAGCAAGUCACUGACGUCCCCGACGGCUGGUAUCAAGGGGCGCCAGCUCCAGCACUCGCACGUCUCAAAUUGCAUCUGUCUAUCCGCCAGGAUGACAAGCACGCUUUCCUCCAAGACCAGCUGCUGAAAAUCUCCGACCCCGAGCACGAACUAUAUGGCCAACAUUACGAUGUCCACGAGCUCAAUACCCUCUUACGCCCUGAGCCGGCAGUCUCCGAAGCUGUGCUCUCGUGGCUCGAGGAACAAAACAUUCCGGCCGCGGACAUAGAAGACAAUGGGGAGUGGAUCAAUCUCGACAUCACCGUCAUGCAGGCAGAAACCCUGCUCAGCACGACCUUCUACCUCUUCCACCACCCUCGAGACAAAAGCUGUCGCAUGCGCACCCUCCAAUACUCGGUCCCCGACACUCUCCAUCCUUACAUCCAGACGAUUCAACCGACCACGCAUUUCGCCCGUUCCCGUGCCGCCCAGCAAGCCGGUCCGACUACUGGCGCAAUCCCCGUCUACGGGUCCGCAACCAAACUGAACGCAACAUACUGCAACACCACCACCUCGCCAGACUGCAUCCGCGCUCUCUACGGCAUAGGCAACUUCCGCGCCAACGCCAGCUCCGGCUCGCGUCUGGGGAUCCCUGCGUUCGCCAGCCAGAACGUGCUCCGCUCCGACGUGGCCCUGUUUGUCGACAAGUGGGCACCGUACGCGCGCGGUGCCAACUUCUCCAUCACGUCCGUGAACGGCGGCGUCAACAACCAAUCCACGGACGCGGCCUGGGCAUCCGAAGCCAACAUGGACGUCCAAUACGGCCUGACGCUCUCGUACCCGACGCCGGUCGACUUCUACAAAGUCGGCGGCCGGGGUCCUUUGAUCCACGACCUGCAACUGCCCGACCUCCCCGGUGUGCUGGACGAGCAGGAGCCGUUCCUCGAGUACCUGCAGUACAUGGUCAACCUGACGUACGACAAGCUGCCGCAGGUGAUCAGCAUCUCCUACGGCGAGGAUGAGCAGACCCACCCACUGUCCUACAUGCUCAGCGUGUGCCAACUGUUCGCCAAGCUGGGCGCCCGUGGCGUCAGUGUGAUUACAUCUAGCGGCGACGGCGGGCCUGGGGACGGCUGCAUGACCAACGACGGGCGCAACCGCACGCGCUUCAUGCCGCAGUUCCCAGCCAGCUGUCCAUGGGUGACCAGCGUGGGCGGCACGGGCGAGGUGCAGCCCGAGAUCGCCGAGCAGCUGUCCGGCGGCGGCUUCAGCGACGUUUUCGCGCGGCCGGCGUUCCAGCAUGGCGCCGUGGAGACAUAUCUGAACACCACCAUCAAGGACAAGUUCGCCGGCCUGUACAACCGCACGGGCCGAGGCAUACCCGACGUCGCUGCCCAGGCCUGGGUGACCUUCCCCAUCUUCCACCUCGGCCAGGAGCAGCUGAGCGGCGGCACCAGCGCGGCGACACCCACCUGGGCCGCCAUCAUCGCCAACCUCAACUCGGCCCGCCUGUCGCGGGGGCUGAAGCCGCUUGGGUUUCUUAAUCCCUGGCUGUAUAGCAUCGGCCAGAACGCCACCAAGACCAAGGCCCUCACGGACAUCACCCAGGGCUCGUCCCAGGGCUGUGAUGCCGUGACCGACUCCGGACAGGACGCGCCGGAAGUCCCUGGCGCGGGGUGGAAGGCCGUCAAGGGGUGGGACGCGGUCACGGGGCUGGGCACGCCGAAUUUUCCGGCGUUGUUGGAUUUAGCUCUGAAGAUGAAGUAG
Molecule: messenger RNA, 1836 nt
Organism: Fonsecaea erecta
Lineage: Eukaryota; Fungi; Ascomycota; Eurotiomycetes; Chaetothyriales; Herpotrichiellaceae
Exons: 1
Coding region: 1-1836 (611 amino acids)
Biological process (GO): proteolysis
Molecular function (GO): serine-type endopeptidase activity; tripeptidyl-peptidase activity
Source: RefSeq, a predicted model, not a curated record